GCCGAAGUGUAGAAUCUCUCUUGGCCUAUCAUUGCAAAGACUCCCACCUAACAUCAAACAUCCAUCACAUCUCUCGUAACCAACCACUCUCGCCUAAUUAGUGUAACUCUCCGUCUAAUUAUAACAUCCCUUGUGAGGAUGAAGGCUGUUCCUUAUCAUCACCCCGUCUCCACCACCAGAGCCGUCUCGCACUCGCGGCUUCCCAUGACCACGGUGCGCCCCUGCGCUGCCGAAUCCGCCCGGGGUCAGCAGCGCCUUGUUGACACGGUGAACGAACGUCAAGCGCCCGCCACUCCUGCAACCCAGUCAAGCCGCACGGCGCAACGCCCACGGCGGAACUCGGGGCCCGGCAGGCAUGGGGUGCCGGCCACCAAAAUCAACAAGGCCAGCGGCUCUCGGAACCGGAUCGGGCUCUGGCUUGAGAAUAUCGACCCGGCUCACGGACUGCCGCCUACGCUCCAGGCACUUUCGCCAGCGUCGUCCGAGACAUGGACGCGACGGAGGUCGGCAAGCCUGAGCGUGCCCUCCUCUCUUGAUGCGGCUCGGAUGGCCAGGGACCCGCGUGCGCCCCGGAUGCCGCUCGCCGACAUCACCUCCCUCGUUCUCGCGGCCGAAAGUCCCUCGAGCUUCGGUAGCCGAAACCAAUCCGACGCGCGGCCACAAUCAUCCAAGAUGGAAAUGGAACCGCAGUCACCGAAGCAAAGAAGGCCGUUCUCGGUCCCAGACCUCACCGGAGCCGUCGAUAUGCUGACCGCGAGCGAGGCAAGACACCUGCUCCUCAUGUCAGCUCGGUCCGACACGUCGCUGGCCAACGCCAUCAAGGAAAUCGCCAUCAGUCGCGCUUCGAUCCGGUCGACCCAGGAGUUUGAGCAGAGCUAUCUGGCAGACACCUUCAUAUGCGACGAGGAUCGCAUCCCAACCGAGCGCUGAAUGCCCCAAGCGUCCUCUACUCUUCUUCUUUUCUUAGGCGCGAGAAGCUAGGUAUCCUUCCGCUCCUGAAAGGAAGACGUAAUUAUCCAAACCGCAAUCCCGAUCCGAGGCUCUGAUCCGUUCAAUCAACCAGGAGUGCUUGAGGUCAACGAUGUACCCGCUGGGUCUGGCCUACAUGGCAAGGCAACUAAUAAUAGGCUGGGAAUACCCAAGAAAAAACAUAGCAGCACGUCAAGUCCGCGUUAAUAG
Thermothelomyces thermophilus ATCC 42464 is the source of this 1179-nucleotide messenger RNA. RefSeq lists its product as uncharacterized. The record is from RefSeq and is a predicted model, not a curated record. NCBI's taxonomy places the organism in Eukaryota, Fungi, Ascomycota, Sordariomycetes, Sordariales, Chaetomiaceae. The transcript has 2 exons. Bases 139 to 930 code for a protein of 263 amino acids.